UGAGCAGAACAGGAGCCUAACCACCCCCCCCCCCAGCCUGGUGAGCAGAACAGGAGCCUAACCAUCCCCCCCCCCCAGCCUGGUGAGCAGAAUAGGAGCCUAACCACCCCCCCCCCCCAGCCUGGUGAGCAGAACAGGAGCCUAACCAUCCCCCCCCCCCCCAGCCUGGUGAGCAGAAUAGGAGCCCAGUUUAAGAACCUCCAUCCUCUGGUCACUCUGAUGGAGGUUUGUAGCCACAGCGGGACCCAGUGUUCUCUAGCUGCACCGUGUGGUCCAGAGCCAUUGUGCAUGGUGGGCCUGCAUCCCUCUCCUCCAUAUUUUAGUCCGUUCUUUGGUUUUGUCCUUUAGUGGGGGUGGGGUGCAGUAGCUGGCUGACCCGCGACAUGUCUUCCUCGUUCUUCAGUGCAGCCACUUCCUCCAGGAAUCUCCCCUGACUGCUGUUUGCCAUGCACAGUCCAAAGCUGGUCACAGCCCAUCACAUUAUUUUAUUGAAACCUCCUUUUAUUUGUGUGUCUCUCACUGAGCAGGCUGUCAAGCCUGGUUUAUCUUUGAAUUGCCAGAACUCACCCCAGCAUGUAGUAAAUGCUCAAUAAAUAUUCAAGUGGGUGACUAGGUCAGACGUUGAUUGUGCUUGUUCCUGGAAAUACAGAGGUUUCAGUUCUUGUGCUCAAGAACUCGUGGCCUUGAUAGAUGAGUCAGUGAAUAAUGGAACUAUAGUUAAAAACAAGUCACCUGUUCUGGAUGAUGUCAUGAGAGCCCUGCCAGAGAAGCUGGGGCUCUGACUGACUUGAUCUUAGAUGGUGACCCCAGAACAAUGAAGGAAAGACACUGCACUUCAUGCCAAACAGUAGGUCUUAGGCUGAAUCUUGCAGGGGCAUAUGGCCCAGGAGUUCUGCUCAGAGGCAACAAAUGCCACGUUCCUUGCUGUGCUCUUCCAUCAUGUUCUUUGCAGAGCCUGGAACGAUGUAUGUACCCAGUGAGUGUUGGCACCUUUCAGAGAUGGAGGACCUGUCUUGGAGAUCUCCAGAGAUAGGGCAAACAGGAAAUAUUAUAUUAUGAGGAACUGGCCAUGAAGUUACAGAGCUAAGAAGUCCCCAGAUUCACAGUCCACAAAUCAGAAGAGCCACUAGAAUUUAUUCUGAUCUGGGUCUGACUAUAGGAGACUAAUGUACCAGCUCAAGAUAGGCGAGGAAAGUAUCUCAUGGGACGCCCUGCCAGAUGAGCUGCUCUUAGGAAUUUUUUCCUUUCUUUGCCUCCCUGACCUCCUAAAAGUUUCCAGAGUUUGUAAGAGAUGGUAUCACCUAGCGUUUGACGAGUCUCUGUGGCAGACCUUAGACCUCACAGGUAAAAACCUUCACCCAGAUGUGACCAGCCGCCUGCUGGCUCGAGGGGUGGUUGCUUUCCGCUGCCCACGGUCAUUUAUGGACCAGCCGUUGCUGGAGCAUUUCAGCUCUUUUCGUGUGCAGCACAUGGAUCUGUCCAAUGCAGUGAUCAACCUGUCUGCCCUCCAAGGUAUCCUACGGCCAUGCUCCAAGCUGCAGAACCUGAGCCUGGAAGGUCUCCCAUUGUCUGAUCCCAUUGUCAGCGACCUUGCUCAGAACACCAGUUUAACCAAGCUGAACCUCUGUGGGUGUUCCGGAUUCUCUGAAUCGGCCCUGAAGACCUUGCUUAGCAGCUGUUGCAAGCUGGAUGAGCUGAAUCUCUCCUGGUGUUCUGACUUCACUGAGAAGCAUGUACAGGUGGCUGUGGCACAUGUGUCUGAGACCAUCACCCAACUAAAUCUUAGCGGCUACCGAAGGAAUCUGCAGAAAUCUGAUGUUUCUACUUUAAUUCGAAGAUGCCCCAAACUUGUCCACCUAGACUUAAGUGACAGUGUCCUGCUAAAAAAUGACUGUUUUGAAGAAUUUUUCCACCUUAACUACCUCCAACACCUGUCACUCAGUCGGUGCUAUGAUAUAAUACCUGAAACUUUACUUGAACUUGGAGAAAUCCCUACGCUGAAAACACUACAGGUUUUUGGAAUUGUGCCAGAUGCUACCCUUGAGCUGCUAAAGGAAGCCCUUCCUCAGAUUCAGAUUAAUGGUUCCCAUUUCAGUGCCAUUGCGAGGCCAACCACUGGCAGCAAGACAUACCAGGAGAUAUGGGGCAUCAAGUGCCGACUGACCCUUGACAAGCCCAGUUGUCUGUGAAGUGUUGAUUGAAGAGUAGUGUCUCUUUUCUUUGGACAAGGGAAGCAGGUGGGAAGCUCAGUUGCCAGAGCACUAAGCUACUUUGUUCUUGUACAGUAGAGAACUAUUUGAGGAGACUAUGAAGUAUUGCUUUUCAACACGACUAUUAAGAGCUGUUGCUGCCAUACCCUGAAAAGCCCAAGUUGAAAGUCUUAGGGAAUUUUAGGAGAGCAAGCCUGUAUCAUUUCAAGAUUUCUUAAAAAGCAAACUGAGCCAGCUCUUCAAGUGCCCUUCCAAAUCCAUUUAUAAUCAAGAUUACAAAUCACCACCAGGAAAUCAUUUCACAACCUAUAGAUAAGUAACAACUUUCUUCUAUUUAAUUUUUCUGUAUUGCUGUGUGUGACAUUGAUAGAAGGUAGACAUAGAAGAGUAAAGUAUUUGUAUUGUGAGAUGAAUAGGAAAAAAAAAAGCAGUAGUAUUUGAAGAAAAGUCCUGGAGGUAGAAAAAUAUUCAUUUCAUCUUUGCUUUAAGAUUUGAAAUUAGAUGAAUGAAGACAUAGGAGACAUACAGCCCCAUAACACCUGAAUAAAAGCCAACCAGGGAUAUAGAAUUGAAAAGCUCAAGGGGAGUUUUUUACAGAUUAAUGUGGAAUGUCUUCUCAUUGAUGACAUAUCCUUUUAGUGUACUGUAUUCUGGAAUAAAAUUGUUAUUUGAACUUUA
Messenger RNA from Erinaceus europaeus (western European hedgehog), 2888 nucleotides. It is a transcript of the gene SKP2, whose product is annotated as S-phase kinase associated protein 2. Gene Ontology annotation, cellular component: SCF ubiquitin ligase complex. Gene Ontology annotation, biological process: SCF-dependent proteasomal ubiquitin-dependent protein catabolic process. The record is from RefSeq and is a predicted model, not a curated record. Gene Ontology annotation, molecular function: protein binding. The transcript has 9 exons. NCBI's taxonomy places the organism in Eukaryota, Metazoa, Chordata, Mammalia, Eulipotyphla, Erinaceidae. Bases 1167 to 2189 code for a protein of 340 amino acids.